AUGGAGGACCCGGCGGGGAACGUGUCCUCGCACACGCACUUCGUCCUGAAUGGCUUCGCCGAGCUGGGCGCCCUGCGGCCCGUCCUCUUCCUGCCGUUCUCCGCCCUGCUGCUGCUGGCGCUGGCGGCCAACUCGCUGCUGCUGUUCGUGGUGGUCUCCCAGAGGAGCCUCCACUCGCCCAUGCACGUGCUCAUGGCCGGCAUGGCGUGCGUGGACCUGUGCGUCCCACUCUUCUUCGUCCCCCACAUGCUGCUGAGCUUCCUGCUGGAUUGGCGGGGGAUCUCUCUGAUUGGCUGCCUGCUGCAGAUGCACCUCAUCCACUUCGUGGGCUCGUUUCAGUGCACAUUGCUGGUCUGGAUGGCGCUGGACCGCUACUUCGCCAUCUGCACGCCGCUCUACUACCACCAGCGCAUGGCGCUGCCCCGCUUCCUGAAGUUCAUGGUUCCGCUGGUGGCGAGGAACUUCCUGCUGAUCACGGCGUUCGUGGUCCUGGCGGGACGGCUGUCGUUCUGCUCCCGGGUGAUGACGCACUGCUUCUGCGAGCACAUGGCGCUGGUGGAGCUGGCCUGCGGGAACACCGCCCUCAACAGCCUGGCGGGCCUGCUGGCGCUCAUCCUCAUCCCCGUGGUGGACUUCGUCUUCAUCGUGGCCUCCUACGUGGUCAUCUUCAUCUCCGUGCUGAGCUCGGGGACGUCCAGCUCCAAAGCGCUGCGAACCUGCGUCACCCACAUCGUGGUGAUGGUGGUCAGUCUGGCGGUCACGCUCAUCGCCCUGCUGUCCUACCGGGUGAGGAGCAGCCUGCCGGCCGCCAGCCUGGUCUUCUUCAGCACCAUGUACCUGCUGGUCCCCAGCUGCUUCAACCCCAUCAUCUACGGCAUCCGGACCGCCGAGAUCCGGCAGCACAUCGUCAGGACGCUGAGUCGCGGCCGACCGGUCGACCCGAUGUAG
This is a messenger RNA of Salarias fasciatus (jewelled blenny), 948 nucleotides long. RefSeq names its product olfactory receptor 52K1-like. The transcript has a single exon. Gene Ontology annotation, biological process: G protein-coupled receptor signaling pathway. Bases 1 to 948 code for a protein of 315 amino acids. Gene Ontology annotation, molecular function: G protein-coupled receptor activity; olfactory receptor activity. The record is from RefSeq and is a predicted model, not a curated record. Gene Ontology annotation, cellular component: plasma membrane. NCBI's taxonomy places the organism in Eukaryota, Metazoa, Chordata, Actinopteri, Blenniiformes, Blenniidae.